UUAUUUUUGUUUUUUCCACAGACAGAGCAUUGCUAAGCUAGGCAGGGCUGCUCUUCCCCUCUUGUUUUCGGUACUUCUUUCUGCUGGGGAACCAAAAUGUCAGCAAAGGUGUUACCAUUCUACCAAAAGAAGCAGAAACAUUUUGACCUGGAUUACAGGAACACCCAGGCCAGAUAUGCAAUCCAAGAGUAUACUGCUGCAAGGGCUGCCCAGAGAUCAGCUGUAAGGACUUCAUCCACAUCUGCAUCUCCUCAGUUUGUUCCUCAUGCAGAAAGAUUCCGCACAUCUGCUGCAGAUGAACAGUUACAGUACACAGUUCCUCCUUUUAGGAAAAGAACUGAAGGACCUAGUGAAGGUGCAAGCAGAAGUGUCCGUUUCAGCAGUCAGCUUGCGCAAAUUGAGGAGGAAAUUCAGAGAGCCAGAAGUGCCGCUCGAGAACACCUUGACAGAGUUACUAUCCAACGAAUGGUGGAAGAGAGAGCUGCCUUGGAGAGACAUAUUCAUGAGGAAAGCAUGAUCCGAUCUCCUGAUAUUCUGGUCAGACUGAGGUCACACACUGUUUGGGAAAGGACACCUGUAAAAUUUUUCUUCACAGUUCAGGGAUAUCCUGACCCUAUUGUCAAAUGGUAUAAAAAUGAUGUGCUUAUUACUGCAGCAAGUGAACCUGGAAAGUAUCAUUUCACCAACAAAUACGGAGUGCAUUCCUUGGAAAUUAACAGAUGUGACAUUCAUGACACAGCAACCUAUACAGCAGUGGCAGUAAACGUGCAUGGACAGGCAGCUACCAAUGCAGCCCUUAUUGUAAAGAGGUACAGAGGGGAAGAAGAACCAUAUCAUUCAGUUUUGCUACCUCUAAGACUUCCUGCAUUACCAGACAUUGUUUUCACUCAUAUCGAUGUCCAGUUUUUGGAAAAGUUUGAUGUUAGUUUUGGAACUGAAGGAGACACGCUUACUCUUUCCUGCUUGUUACUGGUUACACCAGAUCUUACUCGACUCAAGCCUCAGGCACAGUGGUUCAGGGAUGAUGUACUAAUUGAGGAAUCCAAGUGGGCAAAGAUGUCGUUUGAAGAAGGCCGUGCCACUAUUAACAUGCCUCACCUGAAUAAGGAUGAUGAAGGCCUGUACACACUGAGGAUGGUCACAAGAGGAGGUGUAAAUCAGCACAGUGCUUAUGUUUUUGUAAGAGAUGCAGCAGCACCAGUCGUUGGAGCCCCUGGAGCCCCAAUGGAUAUUGCCUGCUAUGAUGCGAAUAGAGACUAUGUUAUUGUUACCUGGAAGCCACCAAACACAGCUAGUGAAAGUCCUGUUAUUGGAUACUUUGUUGACAGGUGUGAAGUUGGUGCUGAGAACUGGAUUCAAUGUAAUGAUGCUCCGGUGAAGAUCUGUAAAUAUCCUGUAACAGGCUUACAUGAGGGUCACUCGUAUGUAUUCCGUGUGAGGGCUGUAAACAAGUCUGGUAUUAGCAAGCCUUCUAGAAUUUCCAAUCAAGUAGCAGCCCUCGAUCCUGCUGAUUUGGACAGGUUACAUACCAUCCAUCUCGAAGGAGGAAAGAAGCUUGUAAUCUGUGAAGAUGAUCUGGAAGGUGAGGUAAAAGUUCCAGGAUCUCCCACCAAUGUGUAUGCUUCAGAGACAAGCAAGACAUAUGUUGUCCUCAGCUGGGAGCCACCAGUCCCUCGUGGAAGAGAGCCAUUGAUGUAUUAUAUUGAAAAGUCACUUGCUGGAAGUACUGGCUGGCAGAGGGUAAACCCGGAAGUUGCGAUUAGAUCCCCACGGUAUGCUGUUUUUGACCUUGCUGAAGGAAAAUCCUAUUCUUUCCGUGUCCUCUCAGUCAACAAGUAUGGGGUUAGUGACCCUUCUGUGCCAACAAAACCAGUUCAGGCUGCUGAACGCAUAGGUGUUCCCUCUGCUCCAGGCCGAGUACUUGCUACCAGGAAUGCAAAAACUUCAGUAGUGGUUCAGUGGGAGAAACCUAAACUGGGAGAGGAACUUCUAGGCUAUUACAUUGACUCCAGCAUAGUGGGCUCAAACCACUGGGAACCAUGCAACCACAGACCCAUAAAAUAUACCAGGUUUGUUGUACAUGGACUAACCACUGGGGAAAAGUACCUUUUCCGUGUGAAGGCUGUAAAUGCUGUGGGAGUCAGUGAAAAUUCUCAGGAGUCUGAAGCAAUUAUAGUGCAGCCAGCUCUAACGAGUCCUUCCCACCCAUAUGGAAUCACACUUCUUAACUGUGAUGGCCACUCAAUGACUAUUGGUUGGAAGUUACCAAGAUUUACUGGUGGGUCAGACAUCACUGGAUACUACAUAGAUAAACGUUUGAAGGAUGAAAUUCUGUGGGAAGAAGUAAACCCAAAGCCUGUAACUCUAAGGGUUCAUAAGGUUGAGAACCUGAAGGAAGGCUCUUCUUAUGAAUUCAAAAUUUGUGCAGCCAACAUUGCUGGUUUAGGUCUGCCAUCAGAUCCCAGUGAUUUCUUUAAAUGUGAAGCAUGGACCAUGGCAGAACCAGGUCCUGCCUAUGAUCUGACAUUCCUGGAAGUGAGGAACACAUCCCUGGUGAUUCUAUGGAAAGCCCCAAUAUACACAGGCAGCAGUCCUAUUUCUGGCUACUUUGUGGAUUACCAAGAACUUGACGCACAAGAAUGGGUUACAGUGAGUCAAAAGACCACACCAAACCGUUACUUGAAGGUAAAUGGUCUGGAAGAAGGAAAGACCUAUGUUUUCAGAGUCCGGUCUGUUAAUGCUGCAGGCCCUGGCAGGGCAUCUGAUGUCUCAGAACCUGUACUGGUCAAAGUCAGGCCAGGAACUAAGGACAUAAGUUCAGGAGUUGAUGAAGAAGGCAACAUUUUCUUGGCCUUUGAAUGCAAGGACAUGACUGAUGCCUCCAGUUUUAUUUGGAACAAAUCCUAUGAAGAAAUUACUGAUACUAAUAAGUAUGGUGUUGAAACAGUGGGGCCAGUCUCCAAGCUGUACUUUAAAGAUCCAGACAAGAACGACUUGGGAAACUAUUCUGUUGUUGUUACAGACACCGAUGGAAUUUCCUCAAGCUAUUCACUGGAACCAGAUGAACUAGAGCGUUUGAUGGCUUUAAGACAUGAAAUAAGGCAUCCAACAAUACCUUUGAAGUAUGAACUGUCUUAUGAAAUCUUUGAAAAAGGUCAGAUUCGGUUCUGGCUACAGGCUGAAAAGUUGUCACCAUCAGCAGAGUAUCACUUCAUCAUAAAUGACAAAGAAGUCAAGAAUAGUGAGACCCACAAAAUUAAGUGCAAUGUACCAGAUGGCAUUAUUGAGAUGUGGAUGGAUAGAUUUACGAUUGAAAAUGAAGGUACCUACACUGUACAGAUUCAGGAUGGAAAAGCCAAGAACCAGUCAUCCCUGGUUCUUAUUGGGGACGCAUUUAAAGCUGCUUUGGCUGAAGCAGAAUUCCAGAGAAGAGAAUAUCUUAGGAAACAAGGGCCACAUUUUCUGGAGUAUUUGCGAUGGUUUGUUACAGAAGACUGCAAUGUUAUGUUUGAUUGCAAGGUUGCCAAUACUAAAAAGGAAUCUGUCUUUAAGUGGUUGAAGGAUGAUGCUGUGGUUGUACCUGAAGAGCCACCAAAUUUGCAGACUGGAGUCUGCCACCUACUUAUUACAGAGUUUUCUAAAAAGGACCAAGGCGAAUAUAAGGCAAAAGUGAGUGAUGACAGAGGUCAGGAUGUGAGCACUCUUGAUGUAUCGGGCAAAGUAUAUGAAAAUAUUAUCCUGGAGCUCAGCCGUGUCAGUGGAUCUUCUGCUUCUGACUUGAAAGUCCACUGCACCCCUGAUGGAAUAAGGCUUCAGUGUUUCUUAAAGUAUUUCCUAGAAGAUAUGAAAGUUGCAUGGUAUCACAAAGAGUCAAAGAUUUCCUCAACAGAUAGAACAAGAAUUGGUGGGACAUCUGAUCAAGCUUGGAUGCAGAUUUGUGGACCCACAGAUAAGGACAAAGGAAAAUAUACCUUUGAGAUCUUUGAUGCCAAGCAGUCAUACAAGCGUACUAUUGAUCUAUCUGGACAAGCUUUCGAUGAAGCAUUUGCAGAAUACCAAAGGCUAAAGCAAGCAGCCUUUGCAGAGAAGAAUCGUGGAAAAGUUGUAGGAGGUCUGCCUGAUGUUGUGACUAUCAUGGAAGGCAAGACUCUGAGUCUAACCUGUACUGUCUGUGGUGAUCCUGCACCUGACGUGGUCUGGUUCAAGAAUGACAAAGAACUGGAACUAAACGACCAUUACAGGGUUUCACUGGAACAAGGAAAAUUCGCCAGCCUGACAAUCAUAGGAGUCUGCUCUGAGGAUUCGGGUAGAUAUGGCAUCAAUGUGAAGAAUAAGCAUGGUGGUGAGACAGUGGAUGUCACUGUGAGUGUGUACAAGCAUGGUGAGGAACUUCCACCUGCCAAGCUUCCACCAUCACAUAAACCUGCCCCUGUGGAUCCUGCCCCAGCAGCCCCAGCCCCAGCUGCACAGCCUCAAGUCCAACCAAUGAAGAAAGAGCCCACAACUAGAUAUGGGCGACCAUCUAGGAAGUGAGAAAUGAAGACAGAUACUAUGUCUAACAUAGGGUAAGCAUGGUAUGAGCUGUAGUGAAUCUAAACAAAAUGAACUUUAUGUCACACAAUUUAGCAGUCUGCACUGCUCUGUAUCUUUUCUUUUGAUUUGCCCUACAUUGGCACUGUCUUUGAUGUUGCAUUACUGUACAGUAAAUGUUUAUACAAGAUAACCUGUUUUAAUGGUGAAAAAUGAUAAUGACCAUAACACUUCAUAACUUUUGGGGGUGGACAACAAAGAUGAAAAAAAAGACUUCACUGUAGCAAAAGCUGGAUAUCUCUACCACCCCUCUACUGACUAAAAUAAAAUAUUUUUAUGUAUAAUAGUACAUAAUAUUGAUAGCAAUAAUGAUUUCAAAUGUUUCAUAGUAUUUGCUACUCUUCUGAUAAUGUAGUAAAACAUUUGGCGUUCAUUUUCUUUAUGUGAUGACAAUGUUGUUACACUAUAUACCCCUUUCACCAUUCUUUCUUUCAUUGUGAUGUUAUUCUUCUGGUCAAUCAUCCCUGAGUAGAUGAGCUACUUAGAUAAUACAGUUUAUUGAUUGUUUUCUGUCUUCCUGUAGUUUGCUAAUAAAGCUUCUUUGUCACAACCAGUA
This is a messenger RNA of Protopterus annectens (West African lungfish), 5146 nucleotides long. It is a transcript of the gene MYOM2, whose product is annotated as myomesin 2. The transcript is spliced from 37 exons. The coding region runs from base 97 to 4533 and encodes 1478 amino acids. Gene Ontology annotation, molecular function: protein binding. Lineage: Eukaryota; Metazoa; Chordata; Ceratodontiformes; Protopteridae. The record is from RefSeq and is a predicted model, not a curated record.